CUUUCAUCUUCCUCGCACACAGCGCUUAAGCUUUUACAGACAAUCCUCUCUCUCUCUCUCUCUCUCUCUCUCUCUCUCUCUAACAGUUGUGAAUUCUACUUACUGAAAUGGAGUUCGGGGGAAUAGUCGAUGGCUUGGAAGACAAGAGCAUUCUCAUUACUGGUUCAACUGGCUUCUUAGCAAAGCUCUUUGUGGAGAAGGUGCUUAGAGUUCAGCCAAAGGUGAAGAGGCUCUACCUUCUUGUGAGAGCAAGUGAUACCAAGUCCGCUGAGAAGCGCUUGCAAAACGAGGUGAUAGAAAAAGAAUUAUUUGAUUGUCUGAGGAAGAAGCAUGGAAAGGAAUUCCAUUCGUUUAUCACAGAGAAGAUUUGUGCUAUCCCAGGAGAUAUUAUCCAUGAGAAUUUGGGAAUAGAAGACAUAAAAUUGAGAGAAUUAAUUUGGAAUGAUAUCAACAUGGUCAUCCAUGUAGCAGCAACAACCAAUUUCUAUGUCAGGUAUGAUAUUGCUUUGAAUAUUAACGUUAUAGGUGCAAAGAAUGCCAUGAAUUUUGCAAAAAAGUGCAGUAAACUUGAAGUUUUUCUCCACGUUUCAACAGCCUACGUUACUGGAGAAAAAGAGGGACUCCUAUUAGAGAAGGCUUUUGGCAAGGGUGAAACACUCAAAGGCAAUAUGUAUUUGGACAUAGAUGCUGAGAUAAAAUUGGUGGAGAGAAGGAAGAAAGAACUCUUGCAACUUGAUAAUUCAACAAUGGAUGUUGAGAAAGUGGCCAUGAAAGAAUUGGGCAUUGAGAGGGCUCGACAUUUUGGGUGGCCAAAUACAUAUGUGUUCACAAAGGCAAUGGGUGAGAUGUUGCUUGGGCAGUUGAGAGGAAGCUUGCCUCUUGUUAUAGCUCGCCCAACAAUUAUAACAAGUACAUGGAAGGAGCCUUUUCCUGGUUGGAUUGAAGGAAAUAGAACAAUUGACAACAUAAUUGUUGGUUAUGCAAAAGGAACCCUUCCUUGCUUUGUUGCCGACAUUGAAUCUCCAAUGGAUGUGAUUCCUGGAGAUAUGGUUGUCAAUGCUUUGAUAGCAAUGGUGGUCGCUCACUCAAAUCAUCAAGCAGAAUUCAUCUAUCACAUAAGCUCAUCUGUAAGAAAUCCUGUCAAGUACUCAAUUUUAGAGCAAUGUGGGUACCGUUAUUUUUCCAAAAAUCCAUUAUUUGGAAAGAAUGGAAAGGAAAUCAGCCUGCAAAAAGUUCCUGUAUUCAAGAAAUUGGCCAUUUUUCGUAUUUUUUUGUUUAUUCGAUAUUGGCUGCCAUUAGAGAUGUUGCGUUUGGUCAAUGCCAUAUUUUGUUGCCCAUUUUCGAAGAAGUACAACGAGCUUAGCAGAAAGUACAAAUUUUUGAUGCUUCUCAUUGAUCUCUACAUACCUUACUGCUUCUUCAAGGGAUGUUUUGAUGAUUUUAACUUGGAGAGAUUGAGAAUGGCAACAAAGAAGCACAAUGAUAGUCAAAUAUUCGAUUUUGAUCCAAAGAAUAUAGAUUGGGAUGAGUACUUUUACAACAUUCACAUACCAGGUGUGCUUAAGUAUGUCUGCAACUGAUACAUUGGGAAGAUUCAACGCAUAUUUUAUUAAUAUUGUUAAAUCAUUUGUUAGUCAUUAGUUUCAUUUGAUGAUCAGUAACUGAGAAAUUUGUUUGAAUUAUAUAUAGAAUCAUUACAUUAAUGUUUGUUAAAGAAUGACAAUGGUGUUUUCUGAACAUUUAUAUGUUUCACAUAUGUAUGUAUUAUAUGGAGAGAUUACUCA
Dendrobium catenatum is the source of this 1784-nucleotide messenger RNA. Its product is annotated as alcohol-forming fatty acyl-CoA reductase. Bases 108 to 1580 code for a protein of 490 amino acids. Gene Ontology annotation, molecular function: alcohol-forming very long-chain fatty acyl-CoA reductase (NADP+) activity. The transcript is spliced from 10 exons. Gene Ontology annotation, biological process: suberin biosynthetic process; long-chain fatty-acyl-CoA metabolic process. Gene Ontology annotation, cellular component: intracellular membrane-bounded organelle. The record is from RefSeq and is a predicted model, not a curated record. NCBI's taxonomy places the organism in Eukaryota, Viridiplantae, Streptophyta, Magnoliopsida, Asparagales, Orchidaceae.